UAUUGAAUGAGAAAUUUCAGUUUAUUACAAUAAGUCGAAAACACAACAACCACGGACUGCAAUGGGUCCGGAAAAAGCAACGUUUUUAACACAUCUUCUGAUAGUGUGUGUGACAUGGCAAAUUGGUCAAGUGGAUUCGGCCAAUAUAUUGGGCCUGUUUACUAGUCAUAGUCCCUCGCAUUUAAUAGUUCAUAUGUCAGUGGCUAAAGCUUUGGCGGAAAAAGGUCACAAUGUAACCGUAGUAGCGUCUCAAGUACCCAAAGUUAAACACGAUAAAAUUCACUUAAUCAUCAUACCACCUACCGAAGAGCAUGAGCAACUACUCAGCAAGGAAGUUUCUGGAAUGGCUUUAAAGAAAAAUAACAUUUUUACCACCAUCGGUAACUUUUUCGGCUCGUUAAAACUGCUUAUCGAUAUGCAAGCGGACAUAUUAAAACAUCCCCGUUUUACGGCACUUUACGAAAAUCCUGAUACAAAAUUUGAUUUGGUCAUAAUGGGUUAUUUUAUGAAUUCAUUUGAAUAUGGUGUAGCAGCUAAAUUUAAAGCUCCUUUAGUUAUUAGUUGGAGUGGCUCUUCUAUGCUAUUGAGCGAUAUCAUGGUAGGUAAUCCCAGUGAAGAGUCUUAUGUACCGGGUAUGAAUAUGGCCGUUAAACUUGGUGAAAAAAUGACAUUUUUGGAACGACUUCAAAAUUUAUUUUCAAACUUAUUCUUUAGAAUCGUAAAAGAACUGCUCGAUAUUCGUAUGCGUUCCUUUUACCGUGAUUUGUUCCCCACUGACGGUUCAUUUCCCAGUUUAAGUGAAAUGGAGAAGAAUAUAUCAUUGGUAUUUUGCAAUGGACACUUUAGCGAGGGUCCUAUUAGACCCAAUGUACCAGCUGUUGUAGAAAUUGGUGGUAUACAAGUCAAGGAUACCCCCGAUCCACUACCCGAGGACAUUGCUAAAUUUCUAGAUAGUGCCAAUGAAACCGGUGCCAUACUUUUCAGUUUAGGUUCCAAUCUCCAAGGUUCCAGCAUUAAACCCGAAACUGCCACUCACAUUUUCAAUGUCUUGUCAAAACUAAAACAAAAAGUAGUUUGGAAAUGGGAAGAUUUAAAAAAUACUCCUGGAAAAUCCGACAAUAUUCUAUACAAAAAAUGGAUGCCACAAGAUGAUAUUUUGGCACAUCCAAAUCUCAAAUUGUUCAUCACACAUGCUGGUAAGGGAGGCGUAGCUGAGGCUCAAUAUCAUGGUGUUCCCAUGGUGGCUUUACCCGUUUUUGCGGAUCAGCAUGGCAAUGCUAUGAAAAUGGUUGCCAAUGGCUAUGGCCAAUAUUUGGAGUUGCUAACACUUACUGAAGAUCCCUUCAGACAGACUAUCUUGGAUGUCCUAAACAAUCCACAGUAUAGGGAAAAUGUUAAACGAUUUUCACAACUUUAUCGUGAUCGUCCUCUAACAGCACGUGAAACUGUUGUGUUUUGGACCGAAUAUGUUUUACGUCAUUAUGGUGCUGCACAUAUGCAAAGUCCUUUGGUGCAUAUGAAUUUCAUCGAGAGUCUUAACUUGGAUAUAUACUUGUUUAUUGUGAUUAUAUUAUAUGUGAUUUUUAGAAUUUUCAAAUUCGUUACUCUAUUCAUUUUGGCCAAAGUUUGCAAAAAAGGUUCAGCGGCGGCGUCGAAUAAAAAGGCUAAAAAAGUAAAAUCACAAUGAAAUUAAAUUAAGUAAGAUAUUUUUUAAAAAA
This is a messenger RNA of Lucilia sericata (common green bottle fly), 1718 nucleotides long. RefSeq names its product UDP-glucosyltransferase 2-like. The transcript is spliced from 3 exons. The coding region runs from base 62 to 1687 and encodes 541 amino acids. The record is from RefSeq and is a predicted model, not a curated record. Lineage: Eukaryota; Metazoa; Arthropoda; Insecta; Diptera; Calliphoridae. Gene Ontology annotation, molecular function: UDP-glycosyltransferase activity.